Molecule: messenger RNA, 5210 nt
Organism: Patiria miniata (bat star)
Lineage: Eukaryota; Metazoa; Echinodermata; Asteroidea; Valvatida; Asterinidae
Product: probable GPI-anchored adhesin-like protein PGA55
Exons: 8
Coding region: 88-3996 (1302 amino acids)
Source: RefSeq, a predicted model, not a curated record
AACCGAGGGAAAAAGAUUUUUUAAUUUUCGCAUUCAUAACUGAUUAAACGCGUAGCCGUAGGCCUAACCCUAACCGUUAAAAUUGACAUGGCGGAUACAAAGACUGUCGGUGAGGAUGAUUCCACCAGAAUGAAGAGGUCAAAGGCCAAGCAUGUCCCAAUUUUGCUUGAUCUGUGGAGUAGCAGUGAUGAUGACGAAACAAGCGACGUCUUUUCUCUAGCAUCAAGCUCUGCAAGAUUUUCUGAAGCCAAAUCUUCAGACAAUCAAAUGAGGAGUGAACCGUCACUGGAUACUGGAGUGAUGGUACAUCAGCAACCAAACAGAGGAAGGGAGAAGAUUGCUCCAUCUACGACCCAACAUGUCCGGCCCAGGAUCUCGUCGUCAAAGGUUCACAGCAGACCUAAGGCAUUGACGCUUAAGAAACGCAAACUACCAGAGAUGAUUGACUCACGUUUCACUUCAUCCCCGCCUGCAGGAAGGAAGUCCUCUCCCGUUUUCCCUUGUUCACGUAAGACAGUCUCAUUAACAUACCCCCAUAGGACUCGUCUUAAGACACCAACAGAAAGUUCAGAAGACAGUACUGAAGAAGAUAGUGAUGUGAACUCAGGAGGCACCACAAUGAAACAUAAUUCAUGCAUGUAUCUCAGGGGCAAUACUGGCAGGCAGUCCAGCCUUAAACAAUCAAAUGACAAGUUCGGAAGACUUCCGAGUAGCUCGAGCAGUGAAAGUAGCUCAUCAGAUGCCGAGUCGGGGGCCACGGGUGUGAAGAAUGGUAAUUCCUGUUCAAGGGCCACUAUUGGCCGGCAGCCGAGGAGGGAACAAACAAGCAGCAAGUACAACAGCAAGUUGAUGUUCGGGAGCGACUCAAGUACUUCUAGCAGUAGCUCAUCAGAUUCAGAAUCACUUCUCUUACCAACGAAGUCGAAGCGAACGCAGGUGCAAAGAAUUUCUGGGGCAACAGUUCUCUGUAGCAGCCUGCUACAGAGAGUGUCUUCCCGUCUUCAACCCAGUCAAGAUGUGAGAAAGCCGGGAAGAUGCAAACGCGGAUUGAGCAAAAAAGGCAAUCAAGUUCCCAGGUUCAAACGAGCCAGAGUGUCGCAAACAUUUGGCAUUGCGCCAUCUGAAUCUUCCUCAUCCAGCUCCUCUGACACUGAGAGUGAAGCAAGCCUCAACUCAUACCUCUUAGAUCUCAAGACUCGAAAGAGGACGGCGGAAACUAUCCAAAGGAGCAGGGGUGGCAACAAGGCUCUUGGAAAUGGUCAACAGAAUCCCAGUCCUGAAAAAGUGACCAGAAGGAAGAUGAUCACCCUGUUCGGAAGAACAUCAAGUGAAGAGGGCCGGGAUACAGCUGAGGAAGACGCCAAGGAACUCGGAGAUGAACAGGAGGAUAACAUCACAGAAACCCGGACUAACAAAGCUUCAGUAUCCAGUACAAAUCCCCAAACUUCAAUGGUCAACCUUACAGGGCUGUCUAAAGGUGAUAACAGAGGUGCUGGAGGAAUUUGUUCAGAGGCUACUACCCGGAAGAAAAUAUAUUCUUUUUCAGAGAGGGAUGACUCUGUCAUACUUGUAGACAUCACCCAAAGCACAGAGAGAGGUGCUCUGGCAAGACAGUCCCGUCCACAGGCAAAAACAAAUCCCUCUACCAAACAGGGAUUUGGUGAAAGCCAGAAUACAGAAGGAACAUCCCCCAUCUUCUCUAGACAUGCACACACUCGUAAGGAGCUUCCUGUUAGACGUAGUGAUGUCAGUGUUUUGGUCGGGAAUAUGGCCAGAGAUGACACAUUCAAGAUCACUCGCGACAGUUCCCCCAAAGCACCAAAAAUUUCUCACCCGGGUCAUGUCCCAAAAGACACUCUAAUCACUUCAUCAGCCGAAGGAAUGAGACAUUCACCAUCGAGUAAAGCAUCUUCUUUCAAACGAAAUGUUGCUCACUCUGGAUCACAAUCACCAGUCACUGGAUCACAAUUACCAGUCAUUGGAUCACAAUCACCAGUCUUUGGAUCCCAAUCACCAGUCAUUGGAUCACAAUCACCAGUCUGUGGAUCCCAAUCACCAGUCUUUGGAUCACAUUCACCAACCUUUGGGAUCUCUAACUGGUUAACAGAAAGUAGCAGAUACUCUUCAAAUGCAGAUAAACUGCAUGUACGUACAUGUAGCAGAGAGUCGUCUGGAGUAAAAUCCUCAAACUCUCAAGGCCAAGUUAGUUCUACCGACUCCCAGGACAAGUUUCGUUUUCCAAGCAUGUGUUUUGAAGAAAAGCAUCUUCAUUGGUUGGAAGACACUCGAGGUUCAUCUCUUCAUGAUGGGAAUGAGGCUACCGCAACGUCUGACCCUACAGGGAGCUCAAUCACUAUUUUUAGAAGAGAUUUUUUUGUGAAAUCACCAAGAACAGAUCAAUCCUCCCAAUCAUCUAAUGCAAGGAAUACGACAGUUUCAUUGAUCGCUGAUGGUGAGGAUCGCUCCCAAUGGUCAGAACAGAUGCACAGUGUUCGGGGUGAUCAGAAAUCUCCUCCGCUUGUCAGGUCUCCGAGUCGGGUUAGAAGGAAUCGUGCAGCUUAUGAAAGCAGAGGCAAGACGUCACAAUCCUUGGAAUCAAGAAACACAGAAUAUUUAUCCUUGAAUGAAGAUCAUAGGCCAGAGGAGAUGAGAGGGGGCACUGUGGUCACGUUUAGCUCUUCAUCAUCAGGCCUCAACAGAAGAAGGGGAGACCGUCAUGAAGUCAUCAAGAACAAACGAUCUCGCCAUGAUGCCAAAAGUAAGACAAGUCAGAUUUCCAAACAUCACAGCAGAGGUGAUAGGAGCCAUUCUUUGACCUUAUCUGAUGGCCAAGUACACCAUCCACAAAAUGUAGAAGUUGGAAGUCGCCAAACAAGACAACAUAUCAAUUAUGAUUGGUCAGAGUCUAUAAUUGCAGGUAGUUUAAGCUUCACAGAGCCCCAUUCCGAUGUUCAAGUGCUUGAAGAUCACAGCGCUCACCAACACUCAGUCAAAUUACCGUUGAAAGCAAGGCAUAAGUCUAAGCAUGGUGCUACCAUUUCUGGGAACCAAGACACUAGACAGAAGAGGUCUAACAAUAACGCAGCCUCGCAGGUCAGUAGUCGGAGCACAGGAGAUCCUUCACCUGAUGUCCAGGUAGUUGGGAGUCGGGAAUCUAGACGUAGUGUUGGAGAACCUUCUGUAAGGAGAAAGAGCAGAGGAGCUGAAGUCUCGGAGAGUACUGAUUCCACAGACAUUGAUGUUGUGGAGCUGGUAAGACAGUUGGAUGAAGAUGAGAGAAUGGCCAAACAGCUUCAGGAGCACUUUGAUGCAGAGUUGGCUAGGCUUACCCAAGAACACAGCCGGAUUAUGUCUUCCCAUAAUGAGAUUCUCGCACAGCCCCUUAUCAUGCCCGAGUUGCCCACCCUCCCUGGACCACCUCUCCCCCGACCCCCUCCACUCUUCCCACCACGCACCCAGAUGGCCAACCCAGUCAUGCCGGGCAUCGCUGGCCAUCAGGAGAUGAUGUGGAGGGACGACCUGGUGGACAUGAACCCAAUCAAUGCUGCCAUGAUGGCCGAGAUGGGACGCUUCCUGGAUAACAAUACGGAGGGUCAGGCUGGCUACGGCCAUCGUGGGAGGCAACGUCGAGGUCGUGCCAGGGGUCGCGGAAGGUCAAGAACCAGAGGUCAUCACCACAAUCCAGUGCAGUCUGAUGGAAAUGAUUACGAGCAACUCUGGAACCUAGUGGAGCGGGUCGGCGAGGCCGUCAGUAAGGGUCUCCCCGAAUCCUCCAUCAAUCUGCUGCCCACCUUCCUCUACACGACAGCGGGUCAAGACGCCACCGAGAACGAGUGCUCCAUCUGCAUGGGGGACUACGAAGCUGGGGAGAACAUGCGACGGCUUCCCUGCUUCCACUUCUAUCACGCGGCCUGCAUUGACAAGUGGCUGAAGGACAAUCGGAUCUGCCCAGUCUGCCGAGAAGAGGUCAACUUUGAAGCUGCAAACUUUACCUGAUGACCCCUGACCUCACCCCGAAAAACCACCCUGAAUUGUCUGUGAUACCCAUUGUGAUGCCCAAGAACCAUUAUCUGCCUGAAACUGAUUGAAAUGAUGACAGUUUUACUUAUGGAUAAGCAGAAGUGCAGAAAUUGGCAUGGCAUUUAAUAUUCACAUGUAUUUAACUUGAUGGCUCUUUGCUCUGAGCUUGAACGUACGAGGGCGCUCUAUAAGAGAGAUGACAUUGUUACAAGCCCUCGUGUUGUGUUUAUCAGGAAUAAAAUCAAGUUCAGAAUAGCAACCAUUUCUCUCGAAACCAAUGAACAACAAACUGAACGUCACUAGGUACUUCCCUAUUAAAUAACUAUUUAUAUGUACGACUUUGAAUUUUCAAAUUUUCACAUUGCUGUUUCAAAGUUGGAGGUAUAAGUAGUAGUGAAGACAGACAUGGCUAUUGUGCUGAAAUUGAGCUCUUUGCCCCAAAAUGGCAGCAUCCAGCUGUAUAGACCUUAUGCAUAGCAGUCAUCUUAACAGACGAGGGCCGUGCGGCCUUUGCUUUGCUGGGAUCUGCAUGAAUGAACAAUUUGUCCCCUAAGAUGGCCGCUACGCAUCGGGUCUAUUUUCUGAAAUGGACUAAGGAAGGUUUGAUAGGUAAAGUGAGCAGGGGUGAUAGCGUCGUACGUUGCUGUGGUCUUGUGAACAGUUUUUAAAAUUUUCAAAUUAUUUAUACAGUUGUGCAUCUGUUUGAUAUUACAUCUUAAAGAAUACUUGUAAGCAUAACCCAGGGAAAGACCUUUUAGUAAAUAGGCCCGAGAGGUAACGACGGCAUUCUUCGUUUACAUGUCAUGAUGAGCGCAAAAAUGUCUGGCGUGCACUUGCUCAUGAUACAUGCAUCUGGAACAUAGGAUGUGACAUUGAAGAGACUCAUUUAUUAUUGCCCAGAUGUACAGUGGUCAGGGCAUGAUAUUGGGGGUCUACCCGAUGUUCCCCAAUACCUAUGUUCCCCAAAAUCCUUAGGGUUAGGAGUUAGAUGGUUAGGGUUAGGGUUGGGAAACAUAGGUAGUGGGGAACAUAGGUAUGCACCCCUUGAUUUGAACUCACCUGAUCAUAAUUGUUUAUGUUUAAGAUAUUUCUUUGACAUCUGAUAUAUGUAUUUAGGAUGUUUGUGUAAUUCUGUACUUUUACAGUGUAUCUUUUAAUGUGAUCUGUUUGCCUCUUCCCCCUCCCCCCCC